UUAGUACUAUUUAUUGCAAUGUUUACAUAGCUUUUUUCUAAGGAUAAUUUGGUUUAGUUUAGUUUGGAGAAAUGGAGAAAAAGGUAUUCACCUUUGAGGAGGCGUCACAGCACUGUAACCCAGACGAUUGUUGGCUUAUCAUCGAUGGCAAGGCCUACGACGUGACGGGAUUUCUUGACGAACAUCCCGGGGGCAAGGGACCCAUGUUAAACAUAUCAGGGGAAGAUGCAACCUUUGAAUUUGAAGAUGUUGGGCACAGCGAAAAAACAGAGGAAUUGAUGAAGGAAUUCUUUGUUGGGAAAAUAGAGCCAUAUACUCGUCCUAAAAUAAGGCCGAGUAUAACCAGACAUGUUGAUGGUCUCCUAAGGCACGGUUCAACUUCAACUUCAACUUCGACUUCGAGACUCAGCUUGCUCUAUGCCACCAUGCCCCCAUUCAUACUCGCGGCUGCAUUUCUUUUUCGUUAUUACAAUAGCAACAACAACGACUACAACGUCUAGUUUCACAGCUUCAUAAUAAAUAAUUUACAACAAUAAUGGCCAUUCAUGUGCUUCGAUUCAAAUAAGAGGUUGGUAUGGGUGAUGACAUUGUGUUAUUGGUUGGGUUGUAGCAAAUAACUACGAUUUUUAUUAGACGGAGAUGGUAUAUGGUCCUAUUUAUUGAAGCGUAUUUGAUAUGAGAAAGGAAACUAAACAAAUUCGGUGA
This is a messenger RNA of Salvia splendens (bonfire salvia), 705 nucleotides long. RefSeq names its product cytochrome b5-like. Gene Ontology annotation, cellular component: intracellular membrane-bounded organelle; membrane. NCBI's taxonomy places the organism in Eukaryota, Viridiplantae, Streptophyta, Magnoliopsida, Lamiales, Lamiaceae. The record is from RefSeq and is a predicted model, not a curated record. Gene Ontology annotation, molecular function: heme binding. The coding region runs from base 72 to 500 and encodes 142 amino acids. The transcript is spliced from 3 exons.